Molecule: messenger RNA, 2048 nt
Organism: Phalaenopsis equestris
Lineage: Eukaryota; Viridiplantae; Streptophyta; Magnoliopsida; Asparagales; Orchidaceae
Product: 65-kDa microtubule-associated protein 5-like
Exons: 12
Coding region: 124-1839 (571 amino acids)
Biological process (GO): microtubule cytoskeleton organization
Cellular component (GO): cytoplasm; spindle
Molecular function (GO): microtubule binding
Source: RefSeq, a predicted model, not a curated record
CACAGGGUGCGGCUUUGCUGCCCGGAACGAACGGUCAAGAGAGGCCAACAGCGGAUAUCUACGCCGCCGGAGACGGCGGAGCAAAGCACAGGUUUGAAAUAUCGGAUUUAAGGAGAAGUAAAUAUGACGUCUCUCGUACAAUUCCCCAUCGAGCCGCCAAUGGAAACCACUUCAUGUGGUUCUUUACUCCAGGAGUUGCAGGUUCUUUGGGAUGACAUUGGGGAGACUGAUCUUGAAAGAGAUAGAAUGAUACUUCAACUUGAACAAGAAUGUCUAAUUGUGUAUAGAAAGAAAGUAGAUCAAGAAAGAAAGCAUAAAGCAAAUCUUGAACGAUCAUUGGCCGAGGGUGAAGCUGAAAUCUCUAAAAUCAUCUCUACCUUAGAAGACCUGGAGCACCCCAUUCAGGUAGGAAAACAAAAAUGCACGCUCAAGGAGCAGUUGUCUAAAAUAGAUCCAUUGUUGGAGGACUUGAGGAGGAGGAGAGACGAAAGGGCUAAGGAAUUUUUAGAAGUUCAGUUACAGAUUGUUCACAUCUGCUCAGAAAUAUCAGGUGAUGUUCAUUCAAGUGGUUCUGCGUGCGCGCAAGUUGAUGAACGGCAUUUGUCAUUAAAAAGGCUCGGAGAGUUGCAGAGCCAACUUCUUGAGUUGCAGAAAGAGAAGAAUACGAGAUUGCAGAAGGUUAAUGCUGACAUGAAGAUGAUAUAUGAGCUGUGUAGCAUAUUAUCUAUUGAUUACAAUAAGAUACUCCUUGAAGUUCAACCUAGUCUUGUUGAUGCUGCAAAUAUCCAGCCAAAGAGUAUAAGCAACGAGACACUUGCUCGACUGGCAGGAACCAUCAAUUCACUGAAGCAAGAGAAAACACAUAGGUUGCAGAAGCUGCAAGGACUUGGGAGUAUGUUGAUGGAGUUAUGGAACCUCCUUGACAUUGCCAAGGAUGGACAAAAUAUAUAUUCCCACAUUACUUUGUUGAUAUCAGCAUCUUCUGAUGAUGUGUUAGGCCAUGGUUCCCUUGCAUUGGAUGUGAUUGAUCAGGUGGAACAUGAAGUAGGGAGAUUAAACAUCCUUAAGGCCACCAAAAUGAAAGAGCUUGUCUUACGGAAGCAAAAUGAGCUUGAAGAAAUCUAUAGGGGAGUCCAUAUGGACUUUGAUAGUGACACAGCAAGACAGAAGAUUAUCAACAUCAUCAAUUCUGGUAAAGCAGAUCUGUCUUUAUUGCUGUCUGAUAUUGAUAAUCAGAUUUCCAUAGCUCAAGAGCAAGCUGCACGCAGGAAAGACAUUUUGGAGAGGGUGGAAAAAUGGAUUUUUGCAUGCCAAGAGGAAAUGUGGCUUGAUGAGUAUGAAAGGGAUCAAAAUCGCUACAGUGCUGGUCGGGGAGCACAUAUAAACUUGAAGCGUGCAGAGAAAGCUAGGGUACUUGUCAGCAAAAUACCAUCUCUAGUAGAAGCUCUUAAUGCCAAAGUUAAAGCUUGGGAAAGCGAAAACGGAGCACAUUUCUUAUACAACAAGAAAUUGCUUCUAGAAACCUUGGAUGAGUAUACUAUCAGAAGACAGCAAAGAGAUGAUGAGAGACGCCGAUCAAGGGAGCAUAAGAGACUACAGGAGCAGUAUGCUACAGAGCAGGAGGUUUUAUUUGGCACAAAGCCUAGCCCAUUGAGGCAGUUAUCAGCUAAGAAACCUCUGGGUCAAACUAAUUUAAACCUGCCAGGAGGAACUCCUGUUGGCCGCCGUUUCUCAAUGUCGAGACCAGUGGUUUUGUCGAGCGGUAAGGAGAAGAAGGAUGGAAACAAGGUUGCUACAGCAAUACCAUUGAACUAUGUUGCUCUUUCAAAGGAUUGUUGAGUGCUGAGAUGGCCAUUUGUAUGUUGUAUCUUACUCAACCAUACAGAAAAGAAAUGGAAAAAAAAAACAAAAGAUUAAACAUUAAAGUUAGAACUCAUUUUAUCUUACAAUGGUAUUAAAACUGCAUGCGUUCUGAUGGGAUAUGUGUAUGGAUCAGUUUUUUUUUUUUUCCCUGAAUCUUGAUAGUAAUUCUUUGCAGGACUUCACCU